Sphaerodactylus townsendi is the source of this 4137-nucleotide messenger RNA. RefSeq names its product ERCC excision repair 6 like, spindle assembly checkpoint helicase (gene ERCC6L). The record is from RefSeq and is a predicted model, not a curated record. Lineage: Eukaryota; Metazoa; Chordata; Lepidosauria; Squamata; Sphaerodactylidae. Bases 74 to 3628 code for a protein of 1184 amino acids. The transcript is spliced from 2 exons. Gene Ontology annotation, molecular function: ATP binding; DNA translocase activity; ATP-dependent chromatin remodeler activity.
CGCGCAGGCGCGCGUGUUUGAAUCAAACCCGCGAGUUGCCGGAGUUUCUGUUUCGAAGGAAGCUUGAGUGGUCAUGGCGGAGCUGGCGGAGUCGGUCGGCCCAGAGCAGGCUGAGCGGUACCGGAGGUGUGUGUCCCAAGCUAAGGAAGAGGCCCGAAAUGGGAAUCUGGAAGAAUCCAUCCGGCUCUUCAGAGAAGCCCAUGAAAUCCAUCCCAGUGGAAAGCUGAUGGCGAAGGUUCAGAAGCUAGAGGAGGCGUUGGCUUCGCUGGCCCUGGAUCAGGAGGACGAUGGCUUUGUGAACGUGUGUCAGAGCGGGCUGAUGCUCUACGGAGAAAUGCAUGAAAAACUGUUUGACCACCAGAGGGAAGGGAUCGCCUUCCUGUACAGCUUGUAUCGGGACGGUCGGAAGGGUGGUAUCCUGGCUGACGACAUGGGCUUGGGAAAGACUAUUCAGAUCAUUGCGUUCCUCUCCGGCAUGUUUGACGGGGAGCUCAUCCGGUCCGUGUUGCUCGUCAUGCCGACCACGCUUGUGAGCAACUGGGUGAGAGAGUUCACCACCUGGGCGCCUGGCCUGCGCGUGAAGGUUUUCCACGGGACCAGCAAGGUGGAGCGCACCAGAAACCUCGAGCGAGUCCAAGUGAGGAACGGCGUCUUGAUCACCAGCUACCAAAUGAUCCUUAACAACUGGCAGCAGCUCUCCAGCUGUCGAGGGAGGGAGUUUGUCUGGGACUACGUGAUUCUGGACGAGGCCCAUAAAAUUAAAAGCCCUUCUGCCAAAACCACCAAAUGCAUGCACGCCAUCCCUUCCCAAAAUCGCAUCCUCCUCACCGGGACGCCGGUGCAGAACAACCUGCAAGAGCUGUGGGCUCUCUUCGACUUUGCUUGUCAGGGUUCGCUCCUCGGCACCAUGAAAACCUUCCGGAUGGAAUACGAAAACCCUAUCACAAAAGCCAGGGAGAAGGACGCCACCCCGGGGGAGAAGGCCCUGGGGCUGAAGAUAUCUGAGAACCUGAUGUCCAUCAUCAAGCCCUAUUUCCUAAGACGCAGUAAGGAUGACCUUCAGAAGAAACUCAAGUCUGAAUCUGAGAUCAGUCGUCCGGAGGAUCAAAACGAAGCUGUUGCUCCUGAGAUGCCCUCUCUUCCCAGAAAAAACGAUUUCAUUGUGUGGGUGUACGUAUCUCGCAUACAAGAGGAAAUAUACAGGAACUUUCUAUCCUUGGAUCACAUCAAGGAGCUGUUGAUGACCACGCGGUCCCCCUUGGCCGAGCUGAACAUCCUGAAGAAGCUCUGUGACCACCCAAGGCUGCUGUCGGCCCGAGCCUGUGGCCAGCUUGGCCUGGCAACGUCUGAGUAUUCUGAGAGAGAGGAAGGUGGAGAAAACGAAGCUGAGGAGCUCUGGGGCCAGAACAUGAACAUCGAUUACGUUUCUGACGAGUCUCUCAUUGAAGAGUCCGGCAAGGUGAAGUUCCUCAUUACUUUGCUGGACAGGCUGCAAGAAGAAGGCCACCAAACCCUGGUGUUCUCCCAGUCGAGGAAAAUGCUGGAUAUCAUAGAGCGCAUCUUAAUUCACAAGCGCUUUAAGCUCAUGCGCAUCGACGGGACGGUGACUCACCUGUCGGAACGAGAGAAGAGGAUCGACGCCUUCCAGAACAACCGAGACUACUCCGUCUUUUUGCUGACAACCCAAGUAGGGGGCGUGGGCUUGACGUUGACCGCCGCGACCAGAGUGGUGAUUUUUGACCCCAGCUGGAACCCCGCGACCGACGCCCAGGCCGUGGACCGAGCGUACAGAAUUGGGCAGAAAGAGAAUGUCGUGAUCUACCGGCUAAUCACCUGCGGGACGGUGGAAGAGAAAAUCUACCGGCGGCAAGUCUUCAAGGAGUCGCUCAUCCGGCAAACCACCGGCGACAAGAAGAACCCCUACAGGUAUUUCACCAAGCAGGAGCUGAGAGAGCUUUUCACUCUGGGCGACGUGCGCAGCUCCACGACCCAGCUGCAGCUCCAGUCCUUGCACGGGACCCAAAGGAAAACAGACGUGCAUCUCGAUGAGCACAUUGCGUACCUCUACUCCCUGGAGAUCUUUGGCCUUUCUGACCAUGACCUGAUGUACACGCGGGAAACAGGCCACGAAGACAAGGCGGAGGACGAAGAGGCUCACCGGUACAUUGAGCACAGGGUGCAGAAAGCCCAGGAGCUGAUGCAGCUCGAAUCGCAGCUGAAAGACCAGCUGGCUGCCAGCAUCCAACACACAACAGAAGGAGCGUGGCUGAGGGCGGCAGACCCGUCAUCUCUUCAGCCAAGGAAAAAAUCCCCAAAGCCGCCUCCAGUUUACUCUGCACCCUCACCUGUACCUGUGCCACUUCCAAACAGCGGCGAUGUCAUCUGCGUGGAAUCUGACCAGGAAGAAGACUUGGCCAACGCCAGCUUUCAAAUGGCAAGCCUGGCUAUUGAGGACGUGGGUGACGAAAGCCUGGUUCAGGAGGCAUCUUCUAUGGAUGUCUCUCUUCCCAAGACUGAAGAACCCAGGUGUGCCAGCAUACAGGAAGGUGAGCCAAAGCAAGAUCUGAGCUCUUCUCCAGUUCGCUUCGUAUCCAAUGAGGAGGAGGAUAGCUCUGGAUCCAAAAUGACCGCCUGUGAUCCUCCUGCUAGUUCAAACAACAGCUUUAACGAUGCUCAGAUGGCAGAUUUGCAGCGGUCCGUGGAAUCUUUUUCUGAUGGCGAUGACGAUGUUCAUGAGGCUCAAGCCAAGACUGAAACGUCACUCGAUGUUUCCGAACAUCCAUGCCAAGAGGCAAGUCCAACUGGAGAACUCGAUGCCGUCUCUCCGUCGGUGUUGCAGGCCAGUGGAAUGUCUCAGCGUAGCACAAAUCAGAAGUCUGGGAGGAGUGAAAGUCUGGGGAGGGCCGAGUCUUUGUUGGCCUCUUCCCUGUACCAAGCUGAUUUCAACCUUCUUUUAGAAGAUUCGGAGAACCCGCCUCAAGAUGCUUCGGAAAGAGAAAUGUUGCUCGAAGACACAGAAAACACCGGAUUUCAGCUGAGGCUCGACAGCCGCUGCAGCUCUGCAGCUCGUUCUGGGACAGGAGAAAACCGAAGCUGCAGGAGCUUCCAAUCUAGCAAAAAUACAAUGGGAUCCCUUGUGAUAGAUAUUUCUAACGCUGCACAGAACUCUUCCCUGGACGAUAGCGAUGUUGUUGCAUAUAAGAAGAAGCCAGGCCAGAUCAUUGUUUCCGACAGCGAGGAGGACGAAGAGGAUCCCGUCAUUUAUCUGGGCGAAAGCGAGCGUGGACACACAUUUCCCUUGGACCGCCCUAACAGAAACUGCGCGUCAACACCAACGUCUGGCAGACCUUUGGCUGAUUUUUGCUUUUCUCCGCAUUUCAAACGGAGCGAAAGAAGAUCAACAGCUUCUAGAAGGUCCUUGGCUGAUGUGGUGUUUGACCAAGUGGAAGACGUGGCGGAAGACAUUGCCAGUGCAUGUACCGAAAGGCCCUUUCUAGAUGAUCUUGAAGCCCUGAUUCAGGAGCUCAGUGGGAGGGAGUCUGCAGAGCCAGAAGAGGAGCCAUUGGGUGAAACGCUCUCUUCGGAGGGCAAAUCCAGCUAUUUAAGUGCAGUAGACUCCUCGGGCUGAUCCUGUUAUUUUUGAAGGAACGUUGCCUUGAAAGGUGAAACCCUUGCCUCUGAAAGACUUUAAAAAAACCAUUCUCAGUUUAUAUGGGGUAGAAUUGAACAGCCGCUUUGCUGUGGAAUUGUGUCGACAUUUCAGAUGGUUUUUGUGGUCUUCUUUCCCGAGGGUGGUUGGGAACGUUUAUGGCGAUGAAGGAAUUGGAAGUGUUGAUCUGUUAGCUGUACUUUCCCCCAACAAAGUAAACUUAAUUUUUUGGGGGAAACUUAAAAACACUUGGUUGCCUUUUCUUAACGCAAGCACCUGUUAUUGAAUUUUGAGUCUCACAGUUGGCUGCAAUAAGGACAGUGGGGAGAUGGAUUUGCUGGCUGGGAAACGUUUCAGGCACUUCAUAACCUGUUGUAGAUGUUUAAGGGUUUAGUUUGCGUCCUGUGAAUGUGUCUCUGGUAGUUAUUGUGAUUUCUUACAGCUGACUGCUAAAGGUUUACAAAAUAUACUUGGUUUCAUUGUGUUAA